This is a messenger RNA of Drosophila gunungcola (fruit fly), 1966 nucleotides long. Its product is annotated as leucine-rich repeat-containing protein 58. Lineage: Eukaryota; Metazoa; Arthropoda; Insecta; Diptera; Drosophilidae. The coding region runs from base 347 to 1465 and encodes 372 amino acids. The transcript has 3 exons. The record is from RefSeq and is a predicted model, not a curated record. Gene Ontology annotation, molecular function: protein binding.
GUAUGGCGCUGAUACAGUCGAAUAGUCAUAUAGUCGGUAUGGCGAUCUGAAAAGCAGACGUCGCAAUUCGCUUGGCAUUCGCACUGGGCAAGCUGAACGGUGCGAGCGUCAAGUCGCGACGGUUCCAAUUUAAUUCCGCCGACAUCUACCGACAUCUACAUCUGGUUUACUCUGUUGUUGUUCGCGUUGUUCGUUGCCUUAUUUUUUUUGUGUGUGAAAGAGCUCUCGAUCGAUCCGAUCCAAUAAGAUCCGAUCCGAUCCGAUCCGAUCGAUCCGAUCCGAUCAGCAGUGGUAAACAAAGCGAUCGCGCCAUCUGAAAAGCCAGGAGAUAGAACAGCCAUCGGAGAUGGAGGUGUACACGUCGGACAGCUCGGACACGGAUUCGCGGGAGCAGAAGACCCUGGACUUUGGGCGCAUGAGCCUGGACCUGGUCACGCUGGAGGAUCACCUGGCCUCGCCGCAGAAGGCCCUGCUCAAGUCCAGCGGCGACAUCGAGGCCAUGCUGCUCAACCACAAUCGCCUGGUGGGCCUGCCCCGCCUCCUGCUGCAGUUCGCCAACCUAAAGGUGCUCGAUCUUAGCUCCAAUGCCAUUACCACACUGCCGGAUGCCGUCUGCCAGCUGCCACUGGUCACUCUGAUCGCCAAGAACAACCUGCUGACCAACGCAUCGCUGCCAAAGUCGCUGCUCACCAAGCAGGCUCACCAUGUCACCAAUGGCUCGUCCACGUCCACCCUCAAAGAGCUCAACCUGAGCGGCAACCAGCUGACCCACUUCCCCGAACAGGUCACCGAUCUGCGCCACCUCAAGUACCUCUAUUUGGGGGGCAACAAGAUCUCCGGCAUCUCGAAGGACAUCUGGAAGAUGCAGAGUCUGCACGUUCUGUCCCUCGGUGGCAAUCUGAUCAGCGAAGUGCCCGAGGCGGUGGGCUCCCUCAACCAGCUGCAGGCUCUGGUCCUCUGCGACAACCUGAUCGAGAUCCUGCCGACGAGCAUCGCCCGACUGAAGAACCUCAAGUCGCUGCUGCUCCACAAAAACCGCCUGCGUCAUCUUCCCAAGGACAUUGUGGCACUGAAGAACCUGACGGAGCUGAGUCUGCGCGACAAUCCGCUGGUGGUGCGCUUCGUGCAGGACAUGGCCCUGAAGCCGCCCACCCUGCUGGAGCUGGCCGGCCGGAUAGUGAAGGCCAGCGGACAGCGACCCGGACCCUAUGACAUCCCCAGGACACUGGCCGAGUAUCUGAACAGCGCCAACUGCUGCGUGAAUCCCAACUGCCGGGGCGUCUUCUUCGACAACCGGGUGGAGCACAUCAAGUUCGUCGACUUCUGCGGCAAGUACCGGGUGCCGUUGCUGCAGUACCUCUGCUCCUCCAAGUGCAUCGAACCGGAGCAGCCGGCACGCGGCUCGUCCGUUCCGGCGGCGAGUGCCAGCAGCGGCUUCAUGAUGCGCAAGGUGCUGCUCGGCUAGCCGCAUUCCAGACCGGCCCGACCCGAUCCGAUCCUGGCCAGAUCAGAACAUCCGGGAGCGCGACCGAACCGGUAUCAAAUUUGGACCGGAAACAGACACGAUAUCGAUAACGAUACCGAUAUACAUAUCGAUAUCGGAUUCGGGAAAGGAAGCGAAAACGGAAUGGGGAUUGGGAGCGGAACGGAACGGAACGGAAAAGGAAACGGCGUCGGAGUUGGAGUCAGAAACGGAAAUGGCGAAAGCGAAAGCGGAAGUGAACGUGGCGGAUCCACGCGUUCCGAGGAGCCGAGGAGUCCGGCAGCCACGGGAAUGCUCGCCGGGAUUCCGGGAUUAUCUCCAUUGACUUCACACGUUAUCAAAUCCAUUUUUGAUCUAGUUUGCUAAGUGAUUACGACCUGUUUGUUUGCUCGCUCGCUUUGCGUGCCAUUUUCUCUGUUUCUGUUUGUUUGUUUGCUUGUUUGCUUGUUGUUAUCCACACUUACACAAUCUAUACCAAAGAAA